Capronia coronata CBS 617.96 is the source of this 339-nucleotide messenger RNA. RefSeq names its product transcription initiation factor TFIIA small subunit. Gene Ontology annotation, molecular function: RNA polymerase II general transcription initiation factor activity; TBP-class protein binding. NCBI's taxonomy places the organism in Eukaryota, Fungi, Ascomycota, Eurotiomycetes, Chaetothyriales, Herpotrichiellaceae. Gene Ontology annotation, biological process: RNA polymerase II preinitiation complex assembly; transcription initiation at RNA polymerase II promoter. Bases 1 to 339 code for a protein of 112 amino acids. The transcript is spliced from 3 exons. The record is from RefSeq and is a predicted model, not a curated record. Gene Ontology annotation, cellular component: transcription factor TFIIA complex.
AUGGCGGCGAGUCAACAGUACUACGAACUGUACCGGGGCAGCAGUAUCGGUGAAGCGCUCAUCGACACCAUCGAUGACCUAAUCAACGAUGGCCGGAUCGAACCACAGUUGGCUAUGAAGAUUCUUGCCAACUUUGAUCGCGCGAUAGCGGACACAUUGGCGGAGAAGGUCAAGUCUAGACUCACGUUCAAGGGUCACUUGGAGACCUACCGUUUCUGCGACGAUGUGUGGACAUUCCUGGUCAAAGACGUGAGAUUCAAAAGUGAUGGUGGGCAAGAGUUCCAGGCGGACAAGGUCAAGAUUGUCAGUUGCAAUUCCAAGAAGCCCGGCGAGGCAUAG